AUGACCCCGCGCAAGACUGUUGUGAUCGGUGCUGGCCCGGUGGGUGCUCUCGCAGCUCUGUAUGCGGCAAAUCGUGGUGAUGAUGUCGCUGUGUAUGAACUGAGGAGUGACCUCCGUGAAUCGACAACGACGCCUCUGAACUUCACUAAGUCUAUCAACCUUGCAUUGUCGCAAAGAGGGAUUGAGGCCAUAUUGGCGGCUGGCCACCCGCUGCUUCUUGAUACAGUGCUCCAGGAGACUAUACCUAUGGCAGCACGAAUGGUGCACUAUCGAAAUGCACUUGGUAAGGUCAUAGAGGACUCUCAGCAGUAUGAUGUGCAUGGUCGUUUCCAACGAGCUGUCGAUCGUGGUCUUCUCAACCGAGUCCUCUUGGACGAGCUGGCCAAGAUGGACAACGUCAAAUUGUUCUUCCAACACAAGCUGACAGGCGCUGACUUUCGGCGAAAGAAGGCCUGGUUCGAGGUACAGAGUGACCGAGACGCAGUGGCUGGUCGACGAGCACAAGAAAUAGAGAUCGACUUCGACCUUGUGAUCGGAGCGGAUGGUGCCCACUCCUCGACAAGGUACCACAUGAUGAAGUACGCCCUCAUGGACUAUCAGCAAGAGUACAUCGACUGCCUAUGGUGUGAGUUCAGCAUGACACCAUCAACUACAGACGACUAUCGCAUCUCUCCUAAUCAUCUCCACAUCUGGCCUGGUGGCAGCUUCAUGUUCAUCGCUCUUCCUAACCUCGACAAGUCCUUCACAUGUACAUUAUUUGCACCAGUCGCAACAUUCACGGACUUAGAGAAAGCCUCGGACUCAGAUCUGGUACAUUUUUUCGACAAACACUUCCCAAACGUAACCGACCACAUCGACUCCGCCAGCCUCAGCGCCCAAUUCCGCCGCAAUCCUCAUCUACCCCUGAUCAAUAUCAAGUGCUCUCCACACCACUUCUCCGAUUCAGCCGUCAUAGUCGGCGAUGCAGCCAACGCCAUCGUCCCGUUCUACGGACAAGGCAUGAACGCCGGCUUGGAGUCUGUCCGAAUUCUGUUCGAAGCACUCGACAACCACGAAUCACCCGCUGAGGCACUGGCCGCAUACACCAAGACUCGAACAAAGGACACACACGCCAUCGCAGAUCUUGCGCUCGUCAAUUACAAAGAAAUGCGAUCGUCCGUCACAUCACGCUUCUACAAGCUGCGGAAGUAUAUUGAAGAGACAUUGUACCAUUAUUUUCCUUCUGCGGGCUGGGCGACGCAGUACUCGCGAGUUAGCUUCAGCAACGUGCCGUACAGUCAGGUGAUUGAGCGGUCGAAGUAUCAGGAAAGGGUGCUCAAAAAUGUCCUUGCAUUGUGUGUGUUGGUGCCUGGCAUUGGGAUUGCUUUUCGACUGUCCAGAUAUCAUGGGGUACGGAGGGUGCUAGGCAUCGGACCCUGA
Messenger RNA from Cyphellophora attinorum, 1419 nucleotides. RefSeq names its product Kynurenine 3-monooxygenase. Gene Ontology annotation, biological process: L-tryptophan catabolic process; NAD+ metabolic process; quinolinate biosynthetic process. The record is from RefSeq and is a predicted model, not a curated record. Gene Ontology annotation, molecular function: NAD(P)H oxidase H2O2-forming activity; kynurenine 3-monooxygenase activity; FAD binding. Gene Ontology annotation, cellular component: mitochondrial outer membrane. Bases 1 to 1419 code for a protein of 472 amino acids. NCBI's taxonomy places the organism in Eukaryota, Fungi, Ascomycota, Eurotiomycetes, Chaetothyriales, Cyphellophoraceae. The transcript has 2 exons.